Molecule: messenger RNA, 2456 nt
Organism: Zea mays
Lineage: Eukaryota; Viridiplantae; Streptophyta; Magnoliopsida; Poales; Poaceae
Product: beta-1,2-xylosyltransferase XYXT1
Exons: 6
Coding region: 326-2308 (660 amino acids)
Molecular function (GO): glycosyltransferase activity
Source: RefSeq, a predicted model, not a curated record
UGGAACUGAGGUAGUUUGAGCUUUCAAAGUAAUCUCAGCUUUUUCAUUAUUAAAAAAACACUUGCUCGACUGGGCGCAGAAGGUUCCGUCGACUGCCACAUCCAGUGCUCACACGCGCCACGCGUAGUUAUCUGCGCCAUUCCUAAACUAUUCCUAGAGCUCGAUACCAUUAAACUAUUCCUUGGAAAGUAAGAAACGAUAAAUAUAAUCUGCUCUCGUAGUACUGGUCUUUGCUACACUAGCAUUCAUCUUACUAUACAGGCACACAGCGAGGUGCCUGGGGCCUGGCUGUGCCGUGGUGGGUCGUCGACGUACGCGAGGAGCAAUGGAGGGCGGCGGGAAGUUAGUAGCAUACAGGUAUGGCGGCGGCGUGGAGCCCCGCAAGUUCGGGCUCGGCGGCCUUGUCGCCGGCCUCCUCCUCGUGACCUGCGCCUACUACUUCUCCACCGUCAAACUCGACGCCGUCCGCAUCGUCAUGAGCAAGCAACCGAUGAACCCAUCAGAAGCAUUCAGGUCCCGUGCCAAGAAUGCAGCAGCUGGGACGGUUGGGUCGCCGGCGAACGGCGGCGACAGCUCGAAGCAGACAUCAGAGUCGGGCGGCCUGCAAGAUCAAGGUGCAUGGUCGUCGAAGGAUGGCGACGGCGUAUCCUCGUCCUCGUUCGGGCAAGGCGAAUCAGGCAGGCAUCUAUUUGGAGGUCCAGUAAGCUCGUUCGAGGAGAAGCAGAGAGAUGAUGCCGUUCAUGAGAAGGAUGAUGAUGACCCACGUGCUGGAGUUGCUGCUCUUCCUCCCUUGUCAUCAGACAUCAUGCAGGAAUCAGGAGGAGGUCUUGAAGAUCUGGAACUGCAGGUGCAGAAUGCUAUUGCAGCAGCAGCAGCUGCAGCUCCACCCAAGGAAAGCAAUAGUGUCAGCAGCAACGAUCCUGGCAGCUCGUCCUCUGAGAUUUUUCCGUCUGGUCCAGGACCAGCUGAUCAAGUCCCUGUUCCUGCUACCUCUCCAGAAAUUGAGCCCCUUUUUGCAAACCAAAUUCCUGCUGCUUCUUCGGAGGUUAAGGCCGCCCCUCCAUUUCAUUUGGAUCCACCUGUCGCUGACGCUGAGGCCAAGCAAACAGCGCCGCUGCGGGAGUGGAAGCCGCUGUGCGACCUGACGUCGAACCGUCGCAUCGACUGGUGCGAGCUGGAGGGCGACGUCCGCGUGGUCGGCGGCUCCAACGGCAGCGUCACCCUGGUGGCAGCCCCUGGCGCGGACGAGCGCAGCUUUCACGAGGAGUCGUGGAGCAUCAAGCCGUACCCGCGCAAGGCGGACCCGAACGCCAUGCGCAGCGUGCGCGCGCUGGCGGUGCGGUCGGUGGCCACGGCGCCGCCGGUGGCCUGCACGGACUGGCACGGCGUGCCGGCGCUGGUGUUCUCGGCGCGCGGGUACACGGGGAACUACUUCCACGCGUACACGGACGUGAUCCUGCCGCUGUUCCUGACGGCGCGGCAGUACGCGGGCGAGGUGCUGCUGCUGGUGACCGGCUUCCAGGCGUGGUGGGUGGGCAAGUACCUGCCGGUGUUCCGGAGCCUGUCCAACUACGAGCCGGUGGACCUGGACCGGGACCGGGACCCGCGCGUGCGCUGCUUCCGCCGCGUCCAGGUGGGGCUCACCAGCCACGACGACUUCAGCAUCGACCCGCGCCGCGCGCCCAACGGCUACUCCAUGCUGGACUUCACCCGGUUCAUGCGCGCCACCUACGGGCUCCCGCGCGACGCCGUGCCGCGGCGGGGGCGGGGGCGGCCAAGGCCGCGGCUCCUGGUGAUCGCGCGCGCGCGCACGCGGCGGUUCCUCAACGCGGAGGACAUCGUGCGCGGCGCGCGGAAGGUGGGGUUCGAGGUGGUGGUGUCGGAGGUGGCGCAGGAGGUGGCGGCGUUCGCGGAGCUGGUGAACACGUGCGACGCGGUGGUGGGCGUGCACGGAGCGGGGCUGACCAACAUGGUGUUCCUGCCCCCGGGCGGGGUGGUCAUCCAGGUGCUGCCGCUGGGCCCGCUGGAGUUCGUGGCCAGCUACUUCCGGGGCCCGGCCAGGGACAUGGGGCUCAGCUACCUCGAGUACCGCAUCUCGCCGGAGGAGAGCACGCUGCUGGACCAGUACCCGCGGGACCACCCCGUGCUCACGGAUCCCAUGAGCGUCCAGGCCAAGGACUGGGUGUCCUUCAUGGGGGUCUACCUCUUCAAGCAGGACGUCCGCCUCGACAUGAAGCGAUUCCGCCCUGUCCUCAAGAAGGCACUCGCGCGACUUAGAGCCAAACCCAGGAAUAACAACAACAAAUGAUCGAUCGAUGAUCACAUCAUCGUCCGUCCCAGUGUAAUUUUGGUACCUCCUGCUUCCUCUGAUCUGUAGGUAACUCGAUCUUUAUUUUGAACCGAGAGCUUUCACUCUUCUAAUUAAUAUAUAUAGUCUCCGUCAUUGAGCCGAUCAA